GUAGUGGCACAGAGAAUGAACCGGAGCAGCCUCCUAUCCAAAAGCGCUGACUUGAGAGAUAAAAGCUGUUAUGUAGUGGAGCGAAAAUAUGGACGAGAAUCUACAUAUUCUUCAGGAAAAGCAGCUUCUGUUUAUUUUGGCAACAUUGCUUUGUUGUUUACAUGACAAUGGUGGUGUUGGUUCAGAUAGAGUGUCGGUGUCGGUGACAGAGGGAGAUUCGGUCACUCUUUACAGUGGCGUUAAAACAAACCAACAAGAAAACAUUGUAUGGUAUUUUAAUGACGUUCGCAUCGCUCAAAUCAAUCAAGAUCUCAACAAGAGCUGUACAGAUGUCCAGUGUAAUGAAAAUACUGACAAAUUCAGAGGCAGACUGAAGCUGGAUCAUCAGACUGGAUCACUGACCAUCAUGAACACCAGAAGCACGGAUGCUGGCAAUUAUCAUCUAGAGAUUGUCAGCAGUGGUGGCUACAGUGUGAAGACCUUCGGAGUUACUGUAUACGAUGUUUCUGCUGCUAAUCAAAAGGAAACAAAGUCUGUGAAGGAGGGAGAAUCAGUCACUUUAAAUCUUGGUGGAAUGAAAAAACCAGAUGAUCUAAUGAUGUAUUUUUUUAAUGAUGCUCUUAUCGCUAAAGUCACUGGAGGUCAGAUCUGCACAGAUGUUCAGUUUGAUGAGAGAUUCAGUGGCAGACUGAAACUGGAUCGACAGACUGGAUCUCUGACCAUCAUAGACAGCAGAAUCACAGACUCUGGAGUUUACAAACUGGAGAUCAUCAACAUCAGUAGCAUCACUGUUACAAAGGGCAUCACCGUCACUAUCACUGGUAUGAUGGUGGGAGAUCCUGUCACUUUAGAAACUCCAGCAGUGGAUAAAGUUUCAGUUUCCAUAGCAGUGGGUUUUUGUGUAAUCUUUGUGUUGUUGCUCCUUGUUGACCAUCUCUUUUGUCGGCAACAAAAGACUGUGACAUGUGACUUUAAUUGUGGAAAGGAGAUUCUGCCGAUCUGAAAAUGUAUAAUUUAAUUUAAAUUGUCUGGUCCAGUGUGUUUGGAGAACUCCUUGAUGAAUGAACUCAUAAAAGUAGACAACAAUAUAAACAAACUUUUGGGACUGGUGAUGGGAGAAUCAUACAUGCACAGCUAAUGAUCUGGUCUUAUUAUGACCCAGGCAGCUGUAGUCUGUGUGUUUGCCUAAAAGUAACUGCACACUUUUAAAUGAUCAUUAGCCAAUCCGAAUCAAACUUUCAACAGGCAUCCAUUGUAAAAGGAUUAUGUCACUCUUUUCUAUGUUUGAUUAAUCCUAAUGCAGACAUUGUGAAGAAAAAGGGAAAUAAUACGCCAAAUGUUUUUUUACACAUGGAUGCCUAACAGACGUAUGUUUACAUGUUUGAACAAAAAGACUUUUUGUCUCAGGUUUAUCCAGUUUGAACGACUUGUUCAGACUCCUUGUAUGCAAAUCAUGAUCUCACUGAACUUUGACAUCUGGCCUUUUCUGUGAAUCGAGGUGUAUUUAAUUUGAAAUGCUCUCAGAAAGUAAUUGUGAAAAUGGUACAUGUUAACUUAUUUUUAUUAUUUUAUUUAACAGCCAAAAAUGUGAUUUGAUUUUUUUUCUUCUAUUUUAUUUCUCAGAAUUAAAUGGAAAGCAACUUGAAUGUUCUUUGUAUUGCAAUGCUAAAUGUCAUCAGAACAUUAACUGUCAUUAACUAUCUAUAUUUUGUACUGUCUGGAGCCAGCACCUAAGUUUUUCACUCAUCAUAGCACACGUGCUGCUGAUAAUGUGACAAUAAAAGUGAUUGAUCUGAAAUAAA
This is a messenger RNA of Danio rerio (zebrafish), 1802 nucleotides long. RefSeq names its product zgc:171500. The record is from RefSeq and is marked predicted. NCBI's taxonomy places the organism in Eukaryota, Metazoa, Chordata, Actinopteri, Cypriniformes, Danionidae.